Sturnus vulgaris (Common starling) is the source of this 4082-nucleotide messenger RNA. RefSeq names its product solute carrier family 30 member 1 (gene SLC30A1). NCBI's taxonomy places the organism in Eukaryota, Metazoa, Chordata, Aves, Passeriformes, Sturnidae. Gene Ontology annotation, cellular component: Golgi apparatus; membrane; endoplasmic reticulum. Gene Ontology annotation, molecular function: zinc ion transmembrane transporter activity; calcium channel inhibitor activity. The record is from RefSeq and is a predicted model, not a curated record. Gene Ontology annotation, biological process: detoxification of zinc ion; zinc ion transmembrane transport; intracellular zinc ion homeostasis.
AUGUGCGGGGGGAUGGCGGCGCAGGGUCCGGGCGGGCCGCGGUGCUGGCAGAACCGGCGGGCGCGGUUGCUGUGCAUGCUGGCGCUCACCUUCCUGUUCUUCGUGGUGGAGGUGGCGGUGAGUCGCAUCACGUCGUCGCUGGCCAUGCUCUCCGACUCGUUCCACAUGCUCUCCGACGUGAUGGCCCUGGUCGUGGCGCUGGUGGCCGUGCGCUUCGCCCAGCGCACCCGCGCCACCAAGAAGAACACGUUCGGGUGGGUGCGGGCCGAGGUGAUGGGCGCCCUCGUCAACGCCGUGUUCCUCACCGCCCUCUGCUUCACCAUCCUGCUGGAGGCCAUCGAGCGCUUCACGGAGCCCCACGAGAUCCAGCAGCCGCUGGUGGUCAUCGCCGUGGGGGUGGCGGGGCUCAUCAUCAACCUGCUGGGGCUCUGCCUCUUCAACCACCACGGCGCCGGGGGCCACGGGCACGCCCACGGCCACGGGCACUCGCACAGCGGCCGGCAGCAGCACCCCCGCGGCGGCCCCAAGCCCGAGCAGCCGCCGGGGGACGCGGAGGCUGCGCUGCACCGCGAGGAGACCAGCACCUUGGUGGAGAACUGCAGCGGCUCCAACGGAGUCGGCCAGGAGAAGCUGGGUGAUAUGAAAGAUGACCUGAGUGACGUACAAGUGAAUGGGAAUGCUGGCCAUUAUCCUCUAGAUGAAGAGGAAGUUGAAGAAGACUCUAGUGCACAACUUAACAUGCGUGGAGUUUUUCUGCAUGUUUUUGGAGAUGCCUUAGGUUCAGUAAUUGUGGUAGUGAAUGCCUUGCUCUUUUAUGGCUUGUGGAAUCCAUGCCCUGAAGAUGGGCCUUGCUUUAAUCCAUGUGUCAAUGAUCAUUGCAUGGAAAAUGCUACUUUAUCCCAAGCAUUUGGCAGAGCUAACAAAUCCGAGCAAGAGAGCAUUACGGUGGCUGGUCCUUGCUGGUUGUUAUACUUAGAUCCUGUCCUCUGUUUGAUUAUGGUCUGUAUACUCCUUUACACAACUUACCCGUUACUUAGGGAGUCAGCCCUCAUCCUUCUACAGACUGUUCCCAAACAAAUAGACGUCCAUUCUUUGAACUCAAAGUUACGUACCCUCGAAGGAGUCGAAGCAAUCCACGAAUUACACAUUUGGCAGCUAGCAGGCAGUAGGAUCAUUGGCACUGCUCACAUCAAGUGUCCUGACCCUUCCACGUACAUGAUGGUGGCCAAGCGCAUCAAAGAGAUCUUUCACGACGAAGGGAUUCAUGCAACUACCAUUCAGCCUGAGUUUGCCAGCGUUGGCUCCGAGUCAGGGAGAGGGAAAUGCGAGUUGCCUUGCAGGACUCAGUGUGCUUUGAAGCAGUGUUGCGGAGCAGGAGAAGAUAGUACUGCAAAGAAGACAGAAAAAUCCUCGUCACUUAGUAUUUCUUGUUCAGAAGUUGUCAUUGAAUUUCCGAAAACGAGGAGGACUAAGUCGGAGAGCAUCCCUUCAGUGAAGCUGGAGGCCAACACCGAUCAGAACGAGCAGUUUGAGUCAUCUUUGUAACUCCCUGAAGGGUGCUACCUGAGUUGUGGAGACUUUGUUAACAGCCGUGUUGCAAGAGGAAGAGACAGACAUUUGAGAUGCAGUUUUGCCAAAUAGUGUAAUUGCUGAAGUCCUUGUUCUUGUCAUAUUGCUAAAUAUAGAAUGCUUGUUUUAAAGAAUAUAAUGUCACUGUCAUGAUACAAUGUGUUUGUGUUGACUUUGUUUGACUGAGACAGACAGUGCACCCAUGCUGUAACACUUCAGAAAACCAGUUUCAACAUUUCAGCAGAGACACUUUUUGCUGUGCUUCAAAUUAAGAUACCUUUUUCCAGUGAAAAGGUAUUUGAGGGAUAAGCAUGUAGGAACUCAAUUUGUGUUACAGAUUUCUUGGACCUACUUUUUCAUUUAAUAUUUGAUUUGUAGAUAUCUUAAUAUAUUGUUUAUUUAGAAGCCCUAAGAAAACCAAAGUUCAUAGAACAUUUAAAAAAUAUAUACUAAAAACUGGAAACCACUUUGCAGUUUCACGUAUUUUUCCUAAAGUUAUGUAAUAAUAAUAAAAAAUGUGAAGGCUUUUCUAAUAAAUUUAUCGCACAGCAUAUUUUAAAGACAACAUCAUGUGAUUGUCAGAAAUUGUCCCCUCUUCUUCUGGUAAGGUAGCAAGGUAAUUGAAAACAACAGAUGUGAAAGGGUUUUUUCCUGUCAGAAUGGCAGUUCGAGCUACUGUAUACUGCUCUGUGGUCAAGACAUGAGACUGGUCGAUGAAGUAACACUUCAUACACAUAAAUGCACAAAGACUUGUACAUUUUAUGGAUUUUCUGUUUUUUUCCCCCCUUACUUCCAAGUUGGUUCUGGUCAUGAAAGUCUUUGGGGUUUAAAGAACCCUUGACUCAACAGUGCUAUGAAUAAAUAUUUAGCUGAUGCUGAGUUUACGAAGAUAAAAUAAUUAGUUCUGUCAAUAAGUGCUCUAUUGGGGAAGGUCUGCCAAGCACCGACAACAUAAGUCCUGCUUUCAAGCACAGACAGCAGCUCCCCAACAAGUAAUGUAAGGGUGCAUUUUGCCUCUAGCUGAGUGUGUCUGUAAACACUUGAAGUGAUUUCAGUCCUGGCCCCCCACCGUGUCCUCAGGAGCCCUCCACUGACUUUUGAGGAAGUGGUGCAGGGAGUAAGAUUUCAUUCACUGUAUUUCACACUUUGAGAUGUUUAUGUAUCACAUAAUUUCACUUACUCAGUAUCUGAAUCUAUGGUUUAAAAUAUUGACUCAGUUAACUGACAACUGGCUCUAAAGAAGCUGUUACAGUGUGCUGCCAGCUUACACCUUAGGAAAGGAGAAACUGCUCUGUGGACUCUGUGAGUUUGGCAGAGAUGAGAGGAGAGUUGAAAGAUAAAACAUACAAGAAAUCUAAUCUAAAACCCUGGCCCUUUUGAUCCACUCUCACAUUGUAUACAGGAACUAAUGUCUUGCGAUUAAUGGAUUGCUCCUGUGUGCAAAACUGGAAAACAACUCAGAUCUUCCAUUCUUUGCUCUAUGACUCUGGACAUGAUAAAUACUUUGCCUCAGUGUCCCUGUUUUCAAAUGGGGAUAAUACCUACCUCACAGGGGUGUUGUGAGGCUUAACUAUUGUGUGAAGAGCUCUGAGAUCUGUUACUGGAAGGCACUGGAAAGAGGAUAAGAUUACCUGGCAUUUACUACUUCUGCAAAUGUAUUGCAAUACGUAGGCACAACCAGAGGGAACUGAGGAUAGUUUUGGCCUUAUGAAAUUAUUUGAUGCUGUGGUUUUCAGGUUUUUAACAGUAUUUAAAUAUAGAUUUUUUUAAAAAGAAUGUUUUGUUAGUGAAGGGAAUGUAGCUUUGCCUCCAGAUACAGAACACCUCCCUAGUUUGCAUUUCUAAUUUGUGUCUUGUAUCAUAAUUGCUCCUAAAUAGUACAAAAAAUAGUCCUGCUGCUUGGAUUGGCCCGAGUCAUGUUAGUGGUCUUACCCAAGCUCUCAGCAGAGCAUUGCAGUCAACUCUUGAUUAUCCAUGGGUGGAUUACCAGUGUUGUGCAUUACCUGUGCAGUCUGCGGAGCCAAGACCAGCCCUGUUUCACUCCACGCUCUGGCCAGGUGCUGGGUGCCAAAGCAAGGAAAGGUGGAGGUGCUGGCUCUGCUUCCAGCGAGCCCCAUCACAGGCCACAUUGCUGGGCUGCAGCACAGCACUGCCCGAGGGUUUUGCCCCUUGGCUGCUCAGAUGCAUCUGCAGGAAGCUGUGGGCUGUGGAUGGGUGGACUCGGCUUUGUGCUGGCUUGGGAUGGUGGUGCAUCGCAGCCACCAGCAUUGCUCAUCUUUUUCUGUGUUUAUGCUUGUUGUAUAGUCUCAUAAACUAACUUAAAUAUGUUAAUAUAGUAUUUAUAUAUGUUUUUGGGUUUUCUGAAUUAUCUGAACUCUUUUUUCUGUUACCUGUAUAUGAUCUAGAGUUGACUGUUAAAUGAGAUCUUGUAUGAGACUACGUUUGCCGAGUAUGCUACCACUGCUACUAUACUACAAAGUAUUAACCAAGUAAAUUUUGAAAUGAACAAAGUA